AUGUCAUAUUUAUCAAAGAAGCACGCUCGGUUCAACAAGAAAAAGAAAGGCUUCGCCAGAAAGUUCGAAGGAUGGGCAUAUUUGGCUGUUGAGACAAUCGCAUUUUCAGUCAAUGAAGUCUGUCAUGUCUGCCGUAAUUCGGAUAAACAUUCAAGCAUUCAAGUUGCAAGUCUGUUCUCGCGGCAUCACAUAGAACUCUGGCAGCAGGUACAGAUGAUCAGACUCUGGUGGUUACCUACGGCGAGGAUGGCAGCGAAAUGGGGGCGAUCUGGAUCAAUUCGGCCAAACUGUAUAGCAGUGGCUAAAGAGGACGAGGAGAAGGAGUCUACCCCACAUGACACAUAA
Molecule: messenger RNA, 345 nt
Organism: Protopolystoma xenopodis
Lineage: Eukaryota; Metazoa; Platyhelminthes; Monogenea; Polystomatidea; Polystomatidae
Source: the annotation of a GenBank genome assembly